Molecule: messenger RNA, 939 nt
Organism: Ogataea parapolymorpha DL-1
Lineage: Eukaryota; Fungi; Ascomycota; Pichiomycetes; Pichiales; Pichiaceae
Product: Nudix hydrolase
Exons: 1
Coding region: 1-939 (312 amino acids)
Molecular function (GO): 8-oxo-dGDP phosphatase activity
Source: RefSeq, a predicted model, not a curated record
AUGUCGUUCCUAGAUGCGAUCAAAAGAAUGGAUGUCGUGCCUUAUCCUCAUGAGGAAGGUUACGACACCUUUCAAGAGUCUGUCUAUGUGUUAUACUCUCAUGACCGCAGUUUUCAGUUAGGCUAUCUGCUUCCACUUGUCGUCACGGAAUUAGAUCGUUCAGGCCUUGUAUCUGUGGACAAAAGUAACCGAAGCAUUCAACUUUCUCCAGAACUAUCCACUGUGGAGCUCAGAUCUGACAAGCUGAAUCAAAUGGCCAUGGAAUGGAAGAACGCGGGGUUAUUUUCCACUCUCGAAGGGUGGAGAAACGAGUUGUACACGAUAUAUUCGCCCGACAAGGAGCCGUACAUGUACUUGGAGCGAGCGCUAUGUCCUCUUCUGGGCGUGGUAAUGUACGGAGUUCACAUUAACGGUUACGUACGUACCAAGGAAGGUUUGAAGCUCUGGAUUCCUAGAAGAUCUGCCACCAAACAAACGUUUCCAGGGAUGCUCGACAACACCGUAGCCGGUGGACUUGGUUACCCGCACGGGCUAAUGGAAACGUGCAUUAAAGAGUGCUAUGAAGAGGCAGGAUUGACGGAGGACGUCGUCAAGCAGAAUCUGCGCAACGUUGGCGUGAUGUCUUUCUUCUACCAGUCAGAAAAAGGAGAUUAUACUUCAGAGGCUGGCUUGCUGCAGCCCGAGGUGGAAUAUCUCUACGACUUGGAAAUGAGCGGCAAGACGCUCCCAAGUCCCGUGGAUGGUGAAGCUGAGGAUUUUCAGUUGCUGGAUAUUCCCAAAAUAUGUGAUCUUGUUAAAUCCGGGCAUUUUACGCCAACGUGCUCAGGUGUUAUAAUAGACUUCUUGAUGAGACAUGGGUAUAUCUUACCGGAAACUGAGCCCCAUUAUAUUGAGGUUGCUGCUAGAUUACACAGAAAUUUGCCAUUUCCUCUUCGCUAG